Messenger RNA from Ipomoea triloba (trilobed morning glory), 6323 nucleotides. RefSeq names its product 1-phosphatidylinositol-3-phosphate 5-kinase FAB1B-like. The transcript has 12 exons. Gene Ontology annotation, molecular function: ATP binding; 1-phosphatidylinositol-3-phosphate 5-kinase activity; metal ion binding. The coding region runs from base 629 to 5953 and encodes 1774 amino acids. The record is from RefSeq and is a predicted model, not a curated record. Gene Ontology annotation, cellular component: endosome membrane. Lineage: Eukaryota; Viridiplantae; Streptophyta; Magnoliopsida; Solanales; Convolvulaceae. Gene Ontology annotation, biological process: phosphatidylinositol phosphate biosynthetic process.
AUGGGAAGAGAGGGAGGUAGAUAAAUCGUGUACGUUCCGCACAAAUAUGCGACCUCUUUUGCCCGAGCUGUCGGUAUCGCAACUCAUAUGAUCUUCGUGAAUUGACUAACCCCUCCGAGUUGUGUGGACUUUUCCAUUAAUGUUGAUUUCAUGCUUCCAUUUCUCUCUGCACGAGCACGUACACAAUAUAAUUUGGAUUACUCCUCUCCUACUCAGCUUUCCAUCUCCGUCCUCACAAUCAAAUUCCAAUUUCCAUACUGUUUAAUCGAAAAUUAGUUGAGUGUCUGAAUUGUUCGGUGUACUUGUUGCCGCUACUUCUCCUUCACAUUUCUCGUUACGGAGCGGCGAGUCAAGGAAUAACUGAACAAGGUUCAAUCUCCGCCGCUCGGAAGCCUAGCUGUUCGAGAAAUUGAAUUCGCGAGAAUUGGAAGCGGGAGGCGGUGUUGGAGAUCUGAAUUGGAGUUUAUUACUAGCUGAAGCCUGAAGGAGAGUACAAGUGGUGGAAGAAGAAGGUGUUAUUGCUCACCGCCUUCAAAUCUGCGCUAUUUCGGAUUUUGUAUUCGUUUGAGGAGACAGAAACAGUUGCAGAUGAUUGUAUUGUAAUGAUGAGUAUACUACACUGGAAUAUAUGUUCAUGGGCACGCCUGAAAAUUACAAGCUGUUGGAAAUAGUUGGCGCUCUGAAAUCAUGGAUACCAAAGAGGGGACAGCCUGCAAAUAUGCCUAGAGACUUCUGGAUGCCCGAUCAAAGCUGCAGAGUAUGCUAUGAGUGUGAUUCCCCAUUUACUGUGUUUAACCGUAGGCAUCAUUGCCGUCUGUGUGGACGGGUUUUCUGUGCCAAGUGUGCUUCAAAUUCUAUUCCUGUCCCGUCUGAGGUGACCAAUAUAGGCCCGGAAGACGGGGAGAGGAUUAGGGUCUGCAACUAUUGCUUCAAGCAACAGAAGCAGGGUAUAGCUAUGGUUGACAAUGCAACAAGUAUGACAAGCCCAGGCAUCAGUCCAUCUCCCUCAACCACAAGUUUGGUUAGUUCACAGUCUAGCUGCACUUGUAAUAGUGGCAGCAGUGUUGAUUCAACUGUUUACACAACAGGAUCAUACCUUCAUGUGCCUUAUGGCUCAUCUCAGAGCUCCUCACCAUCGGCUCAGACCAGUCAAGUCACGGUGAAGCAAGACCAAUUAUUGUCUUCAGAAAAUCCAUAUUCUGAAAAAUAUGGUUCUUCCAACAGGAAUAAUGAUGAGGAUUAUGAUUACAGUGCAUAUAGGGUGCACUCUAACCCAAGCCAGUUCUGUACUGCUGAUGUCUAUUAUGAUGAUGUUAGCUGUAAUGAGGAAACCCUUGCUUGUUGCCACUCUCAAGAAAAUGUUGAAAUGAACUGUUUAAGUUCUGAAAUGUUACCUGAGAGCAUUGAACGAAAGCACUUGGGAAGUACAGAAAAAGUUGAGGAAAUAGUGGAUGCAAAUAAUAAUAGUAUGGAGGAUGAAGAUCCCUCUAUUGAUUCUGUGAAUAGUACAGAAAGUGAACCUGUGGAUUUUGAGAACAAUGGUCUACUUUGGCUGCCUCCAGAGCCUGAAGAUGAAGAGGAUGAGAGAGAAGCUCUUCUAGAUGAUGAUGAUGACAAUGGUGGUGAGGGGGGUUCUGCUGGUGAGUGGGGUUACUUGUCCCCUUCACGCAGCUUUGCUGAUGGGGAGUACCGCAAUAAGGAGAAAUCUUCUGAGGAGCACAGGAGGGUCAUCAAAAACAUAGUUAAUGGGCAUUUUAAAGCUUUAAUAGGACAACUGUUGAAGGCUGAGAAUUUGUCUAUCGGAGAUGAGGAUGAUAAAGAGAGUUGGUUGGAGAUAAUCACUGCUUUAUCCUGGGAAGCUGCAACAUUCCUAAAGCCUGAUAUGAGUCAGAGUGAGGGAAUGGAUCCUGGUGCAUAUGUGAAGGUUAAAUGCAUACCAUGUGGGCAUUUCACUGAGAGUGUGGUUGUUAAAGGGGUUGUUUGCAAGAAAAAUGUGGCUCAUCGGCGGAUGACAUCCAAAAUAGAUAAACCUCGACUUCUAAUCCUUGGAGGGGCAUUGGAAUAUCAGAGGGUGACUAACCACUUGUCAAGUUUUGAUACUCUAUUGCAGCAGGAAAAGGACCAUCUGAUGAUGGCUGUAGCAAAGAUUGAUGCUCAUCAUCCGAAUAUUUUGUUAGUAGAGAAAUCAGUAUCCCGAUUUGCACAAGAAUGCCUUCUUGCAAAGGAUAUAUCCCUUGUUCUCAAUGUCAAACGACCACUUUUACAGCGCAUAGCCCGUUGUACUGGUGCGAAAAUUGUCCCUUCAGUUGAUAAUCUUGCUACUCAAAAAUUAGGGUAUUGUGAUUCAUUUCGUGUUGAGAAGUUUGUGGAAGAGCAUGGCAAGGCUGGGCAUGAUGGAAGAAAAUUGGUGAAGACAUUGAUGUUCUUUGAGGGCUGUCCUAAGCCAUUGGGUUGUACUAUUCUGCUUAAGGGUGCUAAUGUUGAUGAACUGAAGAAGGUUAAACAUGUAGUUCAAUAUGGAGUUUUUGCAGCUUAUCACUUGGCUCUGGAGACAUCUUUUCUUGCUGAUGAAGGUGCCUCUCUGCCAGAUCUCACUUUGAAGUCUCCAAUAAAAGUUGCAUUGCCUGAUAAGCCACCAAGUAUUAAUAAAUCCAUUACUUUGAUUCCUGGUUUCACUCUACCUGACGACAAAAGUCCACAAUGUUCCCAUAUGGCUAGCAUGUUCUCUCAGUCAGUUGCUGCAUCAUCAUCUAAUAUUGCAUCCGACUGUGAUCAGGAGUCUUACUUAUCCAAAGGUUCUAGCCCAAAAUUAAAUGCUGGAAGUAGAUUAGAUAAUCUGACACUUACUGAUUCUACCACUUCCUUGGGCUAUCCAAGAUUUGAUUUUCAUGAUCAAGGGUAUGAGGGGAUGAACAAGGAUGCUAAUAAAAAUGUUCCUGAAACGUCUUCAGUCCAUAAUACUGAAGUAGUUGGGCAUGAAGAUUUAACUUCUAAUUGUCCUAGCAAUUUAGAGUCAUUGGGGCAACUAGGUGGUUUUCCUCACUUUGUUGGCACUUCACAGCAUGCUAACAUGUGCACUUCUGAGUUGGUGCCUCCAGAAACUGAUAAUAAUCACAUUGAGGAGUUAGAGCCUUUAAAAGAAGAGUUUACCAACUUACCUUCUGAUCCUCAGAGUAUUUUGGUAUCCCUGUCAACACGUUGUGUUUGGAAACAAAGUGUUUGUGAACGGUCUCGUCUUUUCCGGAUAAAAUAUUAUGGAAGCUUUGAUUUGCCAUUGGGUCGUUUUUUACGGGACCAUCUGUUUGAUCAGAAUUAUCGAUGUCACUCCUGUGAGAUGCCAUCAGAAGCACAUGUUCAUUGCUACACUCAUCAGCAAGGCAGCCUAACAAUUUCUGUGAAGAAGCUUCCAAAUGUAGUUUUGCCUGGAGAACGCGAAGGAAAAAUCUGGAUGUGGCACAGGUGCAUGCAAUGCCCUCGUAUAAAUGGUUUCCCUCCUGCAACCAGGAGAGUAGUAAUGUCUGAUGCAGCUCGGGGUUUGUCUUUUGGUAAAUUUUUGGAAUUAAGUUUCUCAAACCAUGCUGCUGCAAGCAGGGUUGCUGGCUGUGGUCAUUCCCUGCAUAAAGACUGCCUUCGGUUCUAUGGUUUUGGAAAAAUGGUUGCUUGUUUUCGAUACGCUCCAAUUAAUGUUCACUCUGUCUUUCUCCCUCCCCAAAAACUUGAAUUUAACCAUGAUAAUCAAGAAUGGAUACACAAAGAAGUGAAUGAGGUUUGCAGUAGGGCAGAAAAUCUGUUUGUUGAGGUGUUCAAAGCUCUUCACAAAAUUUCAGAGCAAAUCUCUGUGAAAGAUGGAGCCAAAGCACAAGAUUCAGGUCACCGAAUUGCUAAACUAGAGAGAAUAUUAGAGAAGGAGAAAAUGGAAUUUGAGGAAUUGUUAGGAAAAGUGCUCAAUGGAGAAGUUAAAGUUGAUGAGCCUUCAGUUGAUGUUCUUGAAGUUAAUCGUCUAAAAAGGCAAUUAGUGUUUCUUGCUUACCUCUGGGACCAACGUUUGGUACAUAUUACUAGUCCUGAUCAUAAAGACUUCCAAUCUUUAAGUGAUUCAGCUCCAAAAGUGAAGGAGAAGCCCUUCAACUCUACUGAUAGUCCUGCCGAGAGGAAUGAAAUUUCCUGCCCUGGAAAAGGAUUUAAUAGUUCAGGUUCCUUUUUACAGAAUGCGAAGUCUGAUAUAGCAUUCACUGAAGAUGUAUGUGAGCAGCCUCUUGAUGGCCACAAAACAAUGCAUAUGGAUCAGAACCAAAGUCAUAGGAAGGAACUUGAUGUUUGCCUUUCUUCUAACACAAACAUCAGUGAUCAAAGCAAUCAGGAGCCUGGGGAAAAUAUGAAACGAGUUCACUCAGAGGACCCUGUUAUGGAAAAUCUGUCUGAUACUCUUGAUGCUGCAUGGACUGGUGAAGGGCAGUCAGCUUCUAAGGAUAGUUCUGCACCUCCCAUGGAUUCCUCUAGUUCCAUUAAAACCCCAGCAGCAUCAGGUGUUUCACAGUCUGAUGACAUGGACUAUCAGACCUGGUUGAUGUCACCUUUUCUAAGUUUCUACCAGUCAUUCCAUAAGAAUUUUAGAAACUCAAAAAAGCAGGGUAACUUGAGCGAGUACAAUCCUGUCUAUAUCCUCUCAUUUCGGGAGCUGCUACAUCAAGGCGGUGCUAGGCUGCUUUUGCCUGUGGGUGUUAAUGACACUGUUGUGCCUGUUUAUGAUGACGAGCCAACUAGUGUUAUAUCAUAUGCUCUUGUAUCAACAGAUUACCAUAUUCAAAUGUCGGAGGCAUCUGAGAGAACUAACAAAGUAGAAUCCCCGGUUUCCUUGCCCUUUUUAGAUUCAUUCAGUUUACUUUCUCUUUCUUCAUUUGAUGAGGUAAUUUCAGAAUCUCUAAGAGGUAUUGGCUCUAUUGAUGAAAGCAACCUAUCCAGUCUUGGCUCUCAAAGCUCUUCAAGUGUAGACCAAAAUUUGUACACUAAUGUUUCGCAAGCCCGCAUUACUUUCUCGGAUGAUGGUCCUCAGGGAAAAGUGAAGUAUGCAGUCACUUGUUAUUAUGCCAAGCAAUUUGAGGCCCUAAGAAAGGCUUGUUGUUCCCCUGAAUUGGAUUUUGUUCGUUCUCUCAGCCGAUGUAAAAAAUGGGGUGCUCAGGGUGGGAAAAGUAACGUCUUCUUUGCAAAAACCUUGGAUGAUCGAUUUAUCAUUAAACAGGUUACAAAGACAGAGUUAGAGUCAUUUAUCAAAUUUGCUCCUGCUUAUUUCAAAUAUUUAUCUGAUGCAAUUGCAAGUAAGAGCCCAACUUGCUUGGCAAAGAUCUUGGGCAUAUAUCAGGUUACAUCAAAGCAUUUUAAAGGGGGGAAAGAAUCAAAAAUGGAUGUUUUGGUGAUGGAGAAUCUUCUAUUUAGGCGAAGCAUCACGAGACUUUAUGACCUCAAAGGAUCUUGUCGAUCCCGAUAUAAUCCAGAUUCAAGUGGAAGCAAUAAAGUUCUGCUUGAUCAGAACUUGAUUGAAUCAAUGCCAACUUCCCCAAUAUUCUUAGGACCAAAAGCAAAGAGGCUAUUGGAGAGAGCUGUUUGGAAUGAUACUGCAUUUCUUGCUUCAAUAGAUGUAAUGGACUAUUCACUAUUAGCUGGUGUGGAUGAGGAAAAGCAUGAAUUGGUGCUCGGAAUUAUUGAUUUUAUGAGACAAUAUACCUGGGACAAGCAUCUCGAGACUUGGGUGAAAGCUUCUGGAAUCCUGGGCGGGCCUAAGAACGCUUCUCCAACAGUGAUUUCUCCCGAGCAAUAUAAGAAGAGAUUUAGGAAAGCAAUGUCUGCUUAUUUUCUAAUGGUACCAGAUCGGUGGUCUUCAUCAGCAAUAGUUUCCGUUCCAUCUCAGUCCAACUCAAGCGAGGGAAACUCUCAAACUGGGGCGUCCUUAGAAUGAUUAGCGUGAAGCUUGGAACAUUCAUUUCAAGCUCGCAAGAGGUAGGUUUCUUAGAAUAUAUUUAGUUCCGUCUGCCUUUUUAUGCCUUCAGCUUCAUAAUUUGUGCACACUGAGGCUGUUUUGAGCCCACGAAAUUUGUGUUCUUUCCUCUGUAUUUAGUAUAUAUAUAUAUCCAGUCUUAGUUGAUACACCAUAGGUUGAGGUGAGCAGGGUUUGAAUCUCUUCAUUUAGUGUAGGGUUAAGGCCACCUCAUAGGCGCUCUACUCUUCUUUUUCUUUUUUUGCCAUAAUCAUCUGUUCAUUUUGUCUUAUGUUAAUUGUUAAUUGCCAAUAUUUUUCAUCUUGUUAAAUUCAUUCCUUAUCCAUAACAA